GCCGAUACGCCCACCCAUGACUUUCCCCCCGGGAUCUCUACAACAUGAUCCGGACGCAGGGCCGCACACCUGGGCGUGGUGUCGUUUGGGCCGCCAUGGACGCCCUGUGGUGUUGGGGCCCCACGGCAGCCCGUCUCACGGGGCUGGGGACCGUCGUCUUGUGGCUGUGGGAGCUGGUCGAUGCGGGCAGCUCCACAGCCACUAGGGAGGGCCCCCGCUGCGCCGCACAGGCCAAGAGGGGACCCGAAAGGUAA
Messenger RNA from Gaeumannomyces tritici R3-111a-1, 254 nucleotides. RefSeq lists its product as hypothetical. The coding region runs from base 45 to 254 and encodes 69 amino acids. NCBI's taxonomy places the organism in Eukaryota, Fungi, Ascomycota, Sordariomycetes, Magnaporthales, Magnaporthaceae. The transcript is spliced from 2 exons. The record is from RefSeq and is a predicted model, not a curated record.